Molecule: messenger RNA, 1146 nt
Organism: Alternaria arborescens
Lineage: Eukaryota; Fungi; Ascomycota; Dothideomycetes; Pleosporales; Pleosporaceae
Exons: 1
Coding region: 1-1146 (381 amino acids)
Source: RefSeq, a predicted model, not a curated record
AUGUCGCGCCCUUGCCAGCAACGGCGCUCGAGUGCCGCUGCGAAUCGCAAAUCCAGGGGCUCCAAGCCAACAGGACCUCCCCCCAUCAGACACAAAGCGCGACAAAAGGCGAUACACAAUGCUCGACACGGGCGCGGCGGAGGACGUGGCGGAGCGCGCGGCGGAGCGCGAGGUCGAGGCCGUGGCGGACAAGCAGGCGGUCGUGGCGGUCGUUUUUCACAGAAGAGUGGUAGGAACGACUCGGAACAAGAUUUCAUCCCUCUGUCCUCUGGUGGGAAUAAUUUCGAGGCGCUGUACCGGUCCAGCAGGCGGGACGACAAUUUCGAUCUGGAAGUGGAUGGCGACAGCAGCGACUCGGACGAGCUCCUUGACGAGGAUAUGUACGACGCCCAAGACAUCGCCAUCAAUGUACAGGCGCCACCGCCUACGACGAGUAGAGGGAGACAACCAAGAGCACAAAUCAUGUUUACCGAGGCAGCCGCCGUUGCCGUAUACGAUCAGAUCUAUCUGCGCAACUUCCCACUGACUACGACGACGACCCGAGUGCGCUACCUCCUCUACCAGGAAGACACUUCUGCCGAUUCGAGCGCAUACAUCUCCUUCGCGCCCUCCCCACUGUCCCGUCGAUCGAGCAUUAGCAGCGCCACCAGCGACGGUUCUAUGAACGAACCACCAACACCCGAGUACAACCCUGCACGCGACUACGUGUGGACAUUUGGAGCGCACAGCGGCAAGCGCUUCACGGAUGUUCCUGACAACUACGUCAAGACGAUUGGCGGUCAGCUCUACAAGUACAUGGACAAGCACGCGGGUCUCCUGGAAGCAUUCGAAUACCACAGGCCGGGACAAGCACGUCUUAAGCCACCACAGGCCGACCAGCCGCAGAUCCAACCCCAACGGACCCAGGCGCAAUCAUCGCGGCCACAGCCACAGCCACAGUCACAGCCAUCUCAAUCACAAGCUCCUUCGGCGUCAGACACGUGGAGAUUCAAAAAAGGCAUUCACGAAGGAAAGCGGCUCCACGAUGUCCCAGAAAAUUACAUCAGAACGCUGGAGAAUAACCCGCUGGUUAGAAAUGCUUGGCCUGGAUUCAAGCAAGCAAUCGAGGAUUUCAAUGCAAAAACUGGCAGACGGGGCCGGGUCUGA